AUGGACUCACGCUCAGCUGCUGUUAUCACUGCUGCUAUUGAAGAGCAGAAAGCUCAAGAGGCUGCACAUGAAGCUCAAAAACAAUCACAGGGGGAGGUUCAAACAUCAAAAGAAAGCACCAAUAAUGAAGUGGUAUCAGAGGAACAGCACCGUGAAUUACAACAACUAGCUCAACAACAUCAAGCUCAACAGGAAGCCGAGCAACACUCUGUGCAAUCUGAAACAAAUCAAAGGGGCGAACAGCCUCAAGAUGAACAACAACAUCAAUUUCAAGUUAUGCACCAACAGCUCAAUAACCAUUUGAAAAAUGAAGUAACAGAUAAAAAAGCUCUCCCUAGAAAAUCAACACAAAGGCCUUUUCAAGUGGACCCCGACCUCAAUGUUGCCGUUGGUAUAGUUCAAGAUAUUGUUGGUCCUAGAGCUAAUCAUACUUCUUCAUCUGGUCAACCGGAACAACAAACACAACAAUAUGAAACUGGUUCUGAUGUGACAGAGGCACCUCUCUGCUCAAGAUGUAAAAAAGAGUUUGCUCCAUCUUUAGAUGGGAAAACAUUCAAGCUUUGUCCACAUUGUCGGGAAUUGCAAAGACAAAGAUCCAGAAGAUGGCAACAAAAAAUCAAACAAAAAGAAGGUGCUUGUAAAAGAUGUGGUGCAAAUAUUCCACAAACUGAGACCACAUAUGUCUUAUGUCCUCCUUGUCGUUUGAAUUUAAGAACCAGAAAAGCAACCAGAUAUGAAAGUGGUAAAUGUGUUCAUUGUUCAGGAAUUAAUGACUCCACAGAGUUCAAAGUAUGUACAAGAUGCAGAAACAAUGAUAAGAUGAGAAGAAAGAAUCUUGAAGAUAGUGGCUGCUGUAACCGUUGUGCCAACCCAUUGAAAGCAGAGGAUGAAAACCAUAAAGUUUGUAAUACUUGCAGAUCAAGAAAGAAGAAUAUAGCUAAAGCUCAUCAAAAUUCUCAACAUCCAACUGCUUCUAGUACAGCUCCAAACACAGCAGAUCAAAACAUCAAUUAUCAACAGCAAUUUGCACAACAAGCACAACAACUGGAAGCAAACUUGUUUGCCCAAUAG
Messenger RNA from Hansenula anomala, 1071 nucleotides. RefSeq lists its product as uncharacterized. Lineage: Eukaryota; Fungi; Ascomycota; Saccharomycetes; Phaffomycetales; Wickerhamomycetaceae. Bases 1 to 1071 code for a protein of 356 amino acids. The transcript has a single exon. The record is from RefSeq and is a predicted model, not a curated record.